AUGUCUCCGAGAACGAGUCUAUGGGGCGCAUGCAGAACUCUCGCAAUCCGGUCGAGACCUGUCGCCCCCCGACCAGCCCCAUUCGUCAACGCUCUCCCACGGAAUCGAUGGUACUCGAACGACGGAAACGAUCAGCUCCCAAAGGCAAUUGACAACGCUCAAAAGGCCCAUGACUCCCAGGUUGGCUCGGUUUCGCAAGAGGGUGACGCCCCCGUAGCGUCGACAGGAAAUGGGGAUGCUGAGGUGACGUCUUCGCCAGCCUCUUCCGACGAGAUUAUCGACGAUGCGACACUCGAGCAACUAUUCUACGGUGGCCGCACACAGUCGAGCACAAUCGAGGGUGGCCUGACACCAGCGCAGGAGGAUAUUCUUUACCGCGAGGGCACAAUUCCUUCGGCUGAGAAGGCUGAAGCUCUCGUCGCCCAAGCGGAGCAGGCCGAGUUGGAUUCGCCUGAUAGCACUGAGAUGCAAAACCCUGGACACAAGUUCGGUCUGCCAAAGCGACCUUGGCCGGAAGGCUUCAACCUGAAAAAGCGUUACCAUCCUGUGCUGGAGCAAAUCACUCGACUCCUCAUGAAGGAUGGUAAGCUCAGUGUUGCUCAAAGAAAUAUGGCCAUUGUCAUGAACUACCUCCGAACCGCACCACCUCCGAUCUACAGCCCGCUGUACCCCCUCCUGCCGGGCACUCCCCCGGCCACACAUCUCCCUCUCAACCCGAUUCUAUAUAUUACCGUCGCCGUCGACUCGGUGGCUCCUCUCCUCAAGAUCCGCAAUGUGGCGGGUGCCGGCGGUGGUGGUCGAGCACUAGAACUUCCCGUCCCUUUGGGCGUGAGGCAGCGACGACGAAUUGCCUUCCAAUGGAUUCUGGACGUUAUCAACAAGAAGCCCUCCAAGGGCAGUGGGCGCAAGCAAUUCCCCUACCGAAUCGCAGAGGAAAUUGUUGCCGUUGUGGAGGGACGUUCGGGUGUGUGGGAGAGGCGCAAGAUGGUUCACAAGCUGGGUACGGCAUCCCGAGCAAACAUUGGGUCCAACAAACUCAAGGUCAAGAAGAAGAUGUAG
Molecule: messenger RNA, 1059 nt
Organism: Fusarium pseudograminearum CS3096
Lineage: Eukaryota; Fungi; Ascomycota; Sordariomycetes; Hypocreales; Nectriaceae
Exons: 3
Coding region: 1-1059 (352 amino acids)
Biological process (GO): translation; ribosomal small subunit assembly
Cellular component (GO): ribosome
Molecular function (GO): rRNA binding; structural constituent of ribosome; mRNA binding
Source: RefSeq, a predicted model, not a curated record